Molecule: messenger RNA, 1663 nt
Organism: Cuscuta campestris
Lineage: Eukaryota; Viridiplantae; Streptophyta; Magnoliopsida; Solanales; Convolvulaceae
Source: the annotation of a GenBank genome assembly
AAUUACUAAAUUUAUCCAAUUGCUUUUCAAAACGUAAUGCAACCACUAUUCAUCUCACUCUUGUGAUUUGAGAAGAUUUCCAAUGUCUUUUCCUUUGAAUAUAUUACCUCUUCGCGUAUAUCGGAUAUUUUCCUCCUUUCGCCAACUCAUCCCACAUUGGGGUACUGCUAAUCUCAGAUUCCAAAUUUUACGCUAGACUGCGUACCUUGUCCACGGUGGGUUGACGCACAAUUGGCACAAACAUAAUAGCACAUCUGGUUCCAGCUACAGGUCAAUAGUUUGGCUCGCCAUUAUUCUGGUAAUCACUAACCAAUCGGAACAUCAAUCUUCAGGUAGAGAAUGUAUUUCUGUUCUUAGAGAGGAAGACAUACAAUCACAUGAGGCAACACUUGGUUAUGGACACCUUGGACUGUUCAAGAGGAGUGUGGAGUGUACGGUUCGGUGAAUAACAUCCAAGUGCAAUGAAGGUUUCUCUUUGAUGACGUUGAUACCUGAUCCAUUGGUUUUACCGAGAAACAUAAAAAAAUGUUUACCAAUAUUCUUGCCACUAAUACCAGGGGAGGUCCCACGACCACAAAAAGUCCAAAACCCGUAUACCUACAAAGCCAGGAAAGUUCAAGUAAUGUUUUACAUUUUUUUGUGGUUAAUGUUCAGGUUAGCAAUAUGCGUGAAAAAUGUCCUUCACUUCAUGUAUGGUGGUGCAUCUUUUGUGACAUACAAUCAGGAAUGCUUUACUGUAAUUUAUUCUCUGCAUAAAUGAUGUGAAGAUAACAAUAGUUUGGUUAGUUAAUUAAAAAAUGUGAAUACAAUGUAGUAAUUAAAUAACGGCUAAUAUAUAUGGCCAAUAUCUGACUUCAUACAUCUAAUUUUCCAAGCACUCCAUUGGUAAUCAUUGUAAAAUUAUAUUUUUGAGGAGUCAGACUUAAGGACAUGACAAAACAACAGAGGAGUACUGUUUACCCGUGGGGUGCUUCCGAGGGCAGCACUUCUGAAAUGGUCACAGUUGAUGAUGAAUUUGGUCCAGUUACAACUUACAAGUGUUAAAUGGGCUCCCAACGGAAGGCAUGUUGCUGCUGACUUGAAUAAUUUUGAUGCCCAGCUGUGGGAUUCCACGAAUAACACAUUGAGCCUUGAUGUUUGCAUUCUAGCAUCUGCUGCAAGUGAUGAAACACUAAGAUUCUGGAAUGUUAUAAGAACCCCUGAAGUCAAAAAUAGGUAUAGAUUACUUGUUCAAGAUCUUUGUUUUUCACGAUAAUGUUGUCUCUAAACGAUGAUAUCAGCGGUGAGGACUCUAAUGCUGGCAGUAUUUCUGAGUAAUGACAGUAAUGAAAACACUGAGGGUGAUCAAACUGAAAGAAUUACACGCAUUCUAGGAUGCAUAUUUAAUAGAAUUCACUUCAAAAGAGGUUAUAAUACAUAACAGCAGGAAAUGAUGACAUCUACAAGUACGUUGAACUCCAAGAUAAACAGCAACUUCAAAUCAAAGUGGAAUAACCUGUUGUUUUACUAUGAAAGCAUCAGGGAUACCAUGCAGAUUUACGUGGCUUAUUAUCUGCACCUGUCGUGAUGGGACCAUUUUAUUCAUUUGGUGGUCGUACAUCUUUACAUUAUCUCCUUUCAACGCUUCCAAUGUCCUCUAGACAACUAAAUCUAACUUUUGGAG